GUGGGUGGGAGGGGGUGCUGCUUCCUAGCCUGCAAUCCUGGGGCCUCCCUGGGGCCGGGGAAUGAGGCUGGGAGACCCAGGAGUCUCGGCUUUUUACCUUGAGGUGACAACGUGUGGAGAAGCAGCAGGAGAUGCUGGGCCACAAAUGGGGCCAGUCUUUCCUGAUUGUGUUGCCUUAGUUUCCCUGAGGGGAUGCAGCUUGAGAGAGAUUCUGGGUGACCUAGUUUCUCGGGGGCAGGGACAGGAGCAAGACCUGGACCGUGGGCAUGUCUGGUCCUCUUUCCCAGUUCUGAUGCAGCUCUUGGGCUGGCAGGGCCUUCUGAGUCCCUGUUCUGACAGGCUUGGGGGCACCAGAGCAGUCUCAAGGUGGAUCCCCUGCCGCCUUGCCCUGCGGGGGGGCGGUGGUCUCUGUGGGAAUGGGAGCCAGGAGUUACAGUGCCCAAUUUGUGGAGGGGGCGGGACCCAGUGCAGUCCCAGCCCCUCCCUGGACCAGGGCUUCAAAUACGGAGCUGGGGCGCCAGAGCUGCUGCUAGACCAAGCCCUUGCAGUCUGUCCUGUGCCGCAGACACACCCCCAGCUGGGACCUCAGACUUCUACUGGGACCCAGAUCCUAAGCCUCUGACACAGCCAAUCCACAUCCCUCAGGUGAGUCGGGGGGGGGGGCUGCUGAGCCGGGGGCUGGAUGUGAAUGGAGUCUCAAUAUUUGGGCCUCAGUUUCCCCACGGAGGAGAAAGGCCACGGCCGUAAGCCCAGCCCACCACCCUGGGGAGACCUGGAGAGCGGCAGGGGGAGGAUAUGCCUUCCUGCCAGCCACCAAUGGGUGGCAGAACCUGCCCGGCCCCCGCGUCCCAGCAGCCGGGACUGAGAAGGGUGGGCUGGUGUGUCCGAUUCCAUGUCCGCGCUCACGCGGCCGUGUCUCUGCCUCUAAGCCCGCCUGCUUUGCGCCAUGGGCGGGCCCCUGGCCUUACUGGCCACGCUCUGGGCGCUAGGGGCUGCUGGAGACGCAGCGCUGCGCAUCGGAGCUUUCAACAUCCGGAGCUUCGGCGACAGCAAAGUGUCGGACCCGGCCUGCAGCGGCAUCAUCGCGCAAAUCCUGGCUGGCUAUGACAUCACGCUGGUGCAGGAGGUGCGGGAAUCCGACCUGAGCGCCGUAUCCACGCUCAUGGAGCAGAUCAACAGCAUGUCCAGGCACGAGUACAGCUUCGUGAGCAGUGAGCCGCUGGGUCGGGACCAGCAUAAGGAAACGUACCUGUUCAUCUACAGGAAGGACGCGGUGUCGGUAGUGGACACGUACCAGUACCCGGACCCGGAGGACGCCUUCAGUCGUGAACCUUUCGUGGUCAAGUUCUCGGCACCGGGGUCAGCUGCCGAGGAGUUAAUGUUGAUUCCGCUGCACGCGGCGCCGCACCAAGCCGUGGCCGAGAUCGACGCGCUCUACGAUGUGUACCUGGACGUGAUAAGAAAGUGGGGCACCGACGACAUGCUGUUUCUGGGCGACUUUAACGCCGACUGCAGCUAUGUGCAGGCUCAGGACUGGCCGGCCAUCCGCCUGCGCAGCAGCGAGGUCUUCAAGUGGCUCAUCCCGGACAGCGCCGACACCACGGUGGGCAACUCGGACUGUGCCUACGACCGCAUCGUGGUCUGUGGUGCCCACCUGCGCAGCAGCCUGAAGCCCCAGUCGGCCGCUGUACACGACUUCCAGGAGGAAUUCGGCCUGUACCAGGCUCAGGCCCUGGCCAUCAGUGACCAUUUUCCUGUGGAGGUGACCCUCAAGUCCCACUGACAGCGCUGAAGCCUGGCCAGGGCAGGCUGCCUGCAGACUCUGGCCACAAGGAGCAAGCCCCACAGGGCUGCAGCGUAGGGUCAGCUGGGCCUGGACAAGUGAUGGGACUACUCGGAGCCUGUUUCCCCAUCGUGAAAUGGGCUGCCACCACUACCUCAUAAGGUUGUGAGAAGCACCUCAUAGAGCACUGGGCACACAGCUGAGCUCAAUAAACAGCGAACACUCAGCCAGGACCACA
Molecule: messenger RNA, 2021 nt
Organism: Eubalaena glacialis (North Atlantic right whale)
Lineage: Eukaryota; Metazoa; Chordata; Mammalia; Artiodactyla; Balaenidae
Gene: DNASE1L2
Product: deoxyribonuclease 1 like 2
Exons: 7
Coding region: 947-1783 (278 amino acids)
Biological process (GO): DNA catabolic process
Cellular component (GO): nucleus
Molecular function (GO): DNA nuclease activity
Source: RefSeq, a predicted model, not a curated record